AUGGGAUAUAAACAUUCAGCAGAGUGCACAGAAAACUCAGGUGAGGCAACUGUUGAAAAAGUUGACUUGGAAACUGUUGUGGAGGGAAGUGUUGUAGCAGAAGAAGGAACUGAUACUACACUUGAUCUUAGCCAAAAGGCCGAGAAAGGACAAGAAACCUAUGUUUUCACUAAAGUCCCCAAACUCAACUCUCGACUUGGAAUGGGCAGGCAAACUUAUUCCAACACGACCUCACCCACCAAACCUCAGUGUUGUUCCAUCACAAUAGAGCCCCCACUUGGGUCACAAGCUGGAGUGACUCAGCUCGGCAAACGAGCACACUUUUGCAUUGUAGACAUGGCUUUGCCACUUGUUGAUAAGAGCAUAGAAGCAGGUUGUUUGGAUUUUUGUUUAACGAUUGACACGCAACCAUGUGGCUCGAGCGUAUGUAGCUGUGUUCCUGUUGCAGUAAUUGCUGGUAUCUGCUUACCUGAUACAGCAGUUGAGUCCAUUGCGAAGAGGCUUGAUGAAUAUUCCCAGCUAUGUGUGUCUCAUCAUGAUUGUGUGAAGAAAGGCAGUGGCAACUUCUGUACUCGUUCUCUUUAUCCAAAUGUGCCUUUUGGCUGGUGCUCUCACUCCAACACUGAACCACUGAAAGGUUUCUUGGCUAUGCCUGUAUAG
This is a messenger RNA of Sphenostylis stenocarpa, 660 nucleotides long. The record is from the annotation of a GenBank genome assembly. NCBI's taxonomy places the organism in Eukaryota, Viridiplantae, Streptophyta, Magnoliopsida, Fabales, Fabaceae.